This is a messenger RNA of Anopheles maculipalpis, 960 nucleotides long. RefSeq names its product glyoxal reductase-like. Lineage: Eukaryota; Metazoa; Arthropoda; Insecta; Diptera; Culicidae. Bases 1 to 960 code for a protein of 319 amino acids. Gene Ontology annotation, molecular function: oxidoreductase activity. The transcript is spliced from 6 exons. The record is from RefSeq and is a predicted model, not a curated record.
AUGCAAAAGUUGCACAGUUUGAGUUCACUUUUUAAUUCGUUUAGAGUAGUUUCUCGCCGGUUAAACCGUUCAUUCGCUACAAUGGAUAAAACGUUCAAGUUGAAUACCGGUUACAAUAUUCCCCUAAUUGGUUUCGGUACAUUCCAAAUCCACGGACAGGAGCUAAUUUACCAAGUGCUGGAUUAUGCUCUGCGCGCCGGCUAUCGACACAUCGAUACUGCGGUCGUUUAUCGCAACGAGGAGUACAUUGGAAGUGCGCUGAAAACGUUGCUACCGAAGUACAAUCUGAAGCGUGAAGACAUCUUCAUUACCUCCAAGUUGAUUUCUCAGGCAGGAAAGGAUGAAGGAUUUGUGGAAGGGAUGGUACGAAAGUCGUUGGCUAAUUUACAAACCGACUAUCUCGAUCUGUACCUUAUCCACUGGCCCGGAGUGAGUGGUAUGCAAGUAACGCAUCCGGAUAAUGUAAAGUACCGUAUGGCCACCUGGAAUGCGUUGUGCAAGAUGCAGCGCGAAGGUCACCUUAGAUCGAUCGGUGUAUCAAAUUACACGGUGAAGCAUUUGAAGGAGAUGCUGGCGGAUUGCAAAGGGGUAGUUCCAGCGGUGAAUCAGGUUGAGUGGCACCCAUACUACUAUCAACCGGAACUGCUCGAAUUUUGUCGCAAAGAGGGCAUCUUCCUGCAGGCCUACUCAUCACUCGGGUCGUCCAACACUACCGAGCUUCGGAACGACGCGACGGUCCAGGCAGUGGCCACCAGUCUUCAAAAAACACCCGCCCAAGUAUUGCUUCGUUGGGCGUUUCAGCAGGAGAUCGGUAUCCUGCCGAAAGCACGCUCACGGGAGCAUAUUGAAGAGAACGUGGCACUGGAGUUUGAAAUUCCGGCGAAGGAGAUGAAGCAGUUGAAUGAGCUGCAGGCGAGCGUUGGUCAUAAGUUUGCCUGGAACCCGGAAACGGUCGUGUAG